This is a messenger RNA of Leishmania braziliensis MHOM/BR/75/M2904, 3111 nucleotides long. RefSeq lists its product as hypothetical. The transcript has a single exon. NCBI's taxonomy places the organism in Eukaryota, Euglenozoa, Kinetoplastea, Trypanosomatida, Trypanosomatidae. Bases 1 to 3111 code for a protein of 1036 amino acids. The record is from RefSeq and is a predicted model, not a curated record. Gene Ontology annotation, biological process: intra-Golgi vesicle-mediated transport. Gene Ontology annotation, cellular component: COG complex.
AUGUUCUCGAAUGAGCAACUGGUUAGCCCCGACUUUGAUGAGGUGGCAUACCUGCGUUAUGCACUGCGCUCCGCCAACUACAACGCCGAACACGCACGGCUCGAGAGCUGCAUCGCGGGGGUGAAGAGGGACAUACAGUCCACUCUCGCCGUGCAUGCAGACAGCCUCAUUGAUCAGGCGAGAUGCACUUAUAAGACACAACACGAGGUGACAGCGGUGCGCCAGAGCACAGAUGCGUUGCAGAAGGCAGCUGGGCGGCUUCGCAUUAUGAUCGAGGAACCGUACAUGCAGCUGCAAAGCCGUGUGAAGGAGUUGGAGGCAACACAGGAGAUAAUGCAGCUACUCCAGGCAACGCUGCGCUUCAUUUCACUUGUGGCGCGACUACAAGAGCAGCUCGCUACCACUUCCGCCCUCGACAUUGUGCGCUCCUCGUACACGCUAAAGGAGUUGGAGGAAGUGCUUCAGGACGGUGCGAUUCGAACCCUGCAGGUGGUCGAGGCGCAGCUGCCCGCGGUGGAGCGGCACGCGACGACCAUACGGAGCAAGGCGCACGAGCUGCUUGCUAUGACAGAGCUAACAGCGCCACCGAACAGCACCGGCGCCGCCGGUGCUGUCACGUCCACGACUGCCUCCACAUCCCGUCUGGCAGCUCAGGUGAGCACUGGGUUGCAGUGCGCCUAUGUAUUGUGCAUGCUCUCUCGAACCGUGCAGAGCUUUAUGACAGAGCGGCGUCGUGAGGUGCUGCGCACCAUCAUGCGGGAGCUCGAUGUGCAGGCCAUCGAGGAGCACAUCUCCAGCGAGUACAAUCGUCUUUCCCGCUCUGCGCUCAGCGGCCAAAGUGGCGCGGUGUCAGAACAAGCGGUGACGGCGCAUGUCGUGCUGCAGCGCAUUCAGAAGACUCUGUUUAUCGCUGUGCAGCACACCCGAUGCGUCAUUUUGCUGUGGCGCUUGCUGCUUCAGCGGCGCGACACGCAGAGCCAAGAGGCGUACCUGUUUUCCAUCGACUCGCCGGUGCAGCUCCUCGUGGAGUACUGGUCCACCAUCACAGAAAAGCUGCGGGAGCGGAUGAACAGCUUGCAGAAGCGGCACGCCAUUCGACUUGCCUUGGCGAGCGCUUACCCGCGUUACCACCAUCUGCUUGUCAGCUUCCUCAGCCGAACUGAUGUGGCGGCUGCGACAGAGGGCCCGCUGAAUGCUGGCGCGCCGGGUGGGGCUAGUACUGAUUCCGUCGGGUCUACGGCGGCGGGUGGAGCUGGCCCAGCUGCGGCCUUUCUCUCGAUCUACGUCACGCAGUGCGGCAUGGGAGACUACCUCGACUUGAUCGACGCCGUGGACGCUGCAGUGCGACGCGGCGUUGCAGGGGGUGGAGGACAGGGUGCUCCCUACAGCAUACCUGACGAAUCACCCUCUUCGGCGCUCCCAGGCACUGUGACGCUACCACGUACGGACACGCAGGACAUGCGGCGCACGUGGCUGUCACAGGUUAGCGACGAGGCACGGGACGGCUUUAGGACGCAUGUGCUGGACCGUCAUCGCGAGGUCAUUGGCGGUGUCUUCGCGCGCCUCUCCGGUGUUGUUCCGCCCUCUGCGGCAGCGGCCGGACAACCCGCCGCGGUCGCGCCGAUGCCCAAGCCCGGCAGCCCCCGACCAUCUAUUCCAGCCCAGGUCAAAAGUCUGGAUAUGGCGGUCUACACGCGUCUGGUCAAGCAGGAAAUGCAGACGUUCUGCCAGGAUCCGCACAUUCUUGAUGUUUUGCUCGACUGCGUCCUCUCCACUCUGCGUCAGGUUCGGGCAAAGUUGACCGAAGCGAUUAAGAAGUAUCCACUGCCGCCGCUCCCGGCAGUGACGGCUGUACCGACGCUGGCGCAGGCAAUGCACCUCUGCAUCGCGAACAGCUGCACUACCCUUGCGUACGACUGUGCGACUGUCCUGGUGAUGCUCCCUUACCCCACUACUUCACAGACGGCUGGGGGCGGCGCUGGAGCAGGAGGCACUACUGCCGCCCCCAAUGCCAUGAGUGGUACUCACCCACACGCUCACCAGGACCCCUACGCGCUGAUACUGGAGCAGGUUGGCACCAAGCGAAUGGAGCUGCAGCAGCUCAUUCAUGCGUUUCACAGCAUAAGCGAGCAGUCAACCAAGCCGUUUGCGGAAUCGGCGAUGGCGUUGCUGCUCCCAACGUUGACGCAGGCUGUCGAUAAUGUGCUUCGCCACGAGCUGGCACUGUCGUCUACGACUGUGUCUGCCUCAGCAGUGAGUGGAGAGGGAAUGCGAGUGAGUCCGGCGAUGCCACCGGGCAACAGCAGAGGAGGGGACAGCCGCAUGGCUCUUGUACAGCUCCAGUCACAAUGUCGCCAGUUCACAGAUCGCUUCUUCUUCCUGGUCGACGCGCGCACGGCGGGCUGGAUGGAGACCUGCCAGUAUGUCGCGGGUGCGCUGCUGGCGCGGUUGGUGACGCGGCUUGCCACAACGCCGCCACCGCCGACGCUGCGCGGCACACCACUCACCAUUGCACCUGCGUACGCGCACACACUGCAGGUGAUAGUGCCCCCGCUGCUUCAGUUCGUGCAGAUGGUUCAAUCUGCCGGAGAGGUGGGACGUACCACCUCUCUCCUCCGCGGUUGCGUGCGCCAAGUGGAGGGGUUCUACGAGACCUGCGGUGGACUGGACGCUACCAGCACCGGGGACGGCGCAUCGGCUGCCGCAGCGCUCCGGGCAGCGGUGCUGGAACGGCUGCGACCGCCAAUCCCGUACUUCUUUGCAAAGCUACUGGUGCUGCAGUACGGCCUCUUCACGAUUGCUUCUGCGCCCUCGGCUGAUUCGCAAGGUGCGGCCUCUCCGUCUGCCCUCGCUAGUGCACUUGGUGUGUCGGAGGAGGGUUUGUUGGAGUGCUUGGAAGGGGUGCUGCUUACUGAGAGUGUGGCGAGCACGAUUGCCGCCUCCUCGAGCGCGGAGGGCUGUGGAGCGCUGGCUGCUGGCGCCACUAGAGCGAAUCGAAAGGAAGAGGUGGUGGCAGCUGUGGAUGCGUGUUUUCUCAAAGUUGUCGCUGCAGCACCGGACGAGUCGGUGGCUUUCCUGCAAGAGCUAUGGGCCUCGAUUGACGUGAAGUAA